AUGAGUGCGAAUUGGUUAGAGUUUCUUGGAUCCAUAGGAAUGUUGAUCACUACUUGUGUAGCUCUGAUCGUUUCGUUGAUUUAUAUAGUAGUUAUAACUCUACCUCAACAUCGAAAUCUUUCUCUGUCAUCACUCCUUGCAAGUAAUACAUUCCUAUCAGCUGCAGUUUACAGUUCAGCUCAUUUCGCCAUCGCAAUUUCGACAUUACGAGGUGAUAUCGCCGUUGUCAAUGCCGUUCGUUAUCCAUUAUACAAUCCAUUUUGUAUGUCAUCAGCAUUUGUAUUCUAUUGUGGUUGUGGACUUAUGUAUUAUUCGUAUGUUAUGGAAGCAGUACAACGAUUCGCACGUAUUGUUCUGUACGAUCAUCGAUGGCUAUAUCGACGUCGCAUUCAAUUACUUUUCAUUGUUUUACAGUGGAUAUUUUGCAUUGUUGGAACUUUCAUACCGUUAGCAACGACUAAUCAACUUCGAUAUGAUCUUCAUAUGAAUAUGUGCAUCAUACCGAUUCGAUCGAGUGGUUGGACGAUGUAUUAUGCCAUUUUUUGCUAUACAAUUCCAUUAGUGUUGCUUGCAACAAUCUAUCAUCGUUUAAUUCGAUAUAUUCUGACUGUUCGAAGUCGCGUCAGUGCUUGUCUCAUUUCCGGAUCAGUCAUCGUCACAGCACAACGUCAGCUAUCUAUGAUUCAACGUGUUAUUAUACUAGUUAGCAUUCUAAUCAUCAGUGGGUUGCCUUAUUGUGUGUUUAUCUUCAUUGGAUUUUGGACUGACCCGCCAGUGUAUCAAUUUCGAAUUAGUUUCCUAUGUGUUGACAUUGCUCUUGUAAGUGUUGUAUGUACGAUGUUCUGGCACAAUAGAGAUAUAGCCCAACUGCGAACGUUCAGAGAUGAGACUUAA
Molecule: messenger RNA, 894 nt
Organism: Adineta ricciae
Lineage: Eukaryota; Metazoa; Rotifera; Eurotatoria; Adinetida; Adinetidae
Source: the annotation of a GenBank genome assembly